GUGACCCGGAAGUGUUUCUUUAAUGUUGCUCACAAGACGCUGAUCUUAGGUUAUAACUCGCCGCCAUAACGGCCGAAACAAAAUAACAAUACACUGGUUUCAAAGAGCGUAUAGAGCCCUCCAUCGCACCCUUCCCUGUUUUUGACUGACUCCCUGUGAUGACAGAACCACGCAGUCCUAUCUCCACCUCCGUUCCCCCCACACCCCCGGGCAUCAUUAUGCCCCCAGCUGACGUCAGUGGCAUGACCGUGGAGAUGGACCCCGUGGAGUACACCCUACGCAAGCGCCUGCCCAGGAAACUGCCCAAACGUCGCAACGAUGUGUAUGUCAACAUGAAGACGGACUUCCGGGCCCAGCUGUCCCGCUGCCAGAAGCUUCUAGAGGGUGGAGGUCACAGAGAGAUCUGUGUCCACGGUCUGGGCCUGGCCAUCAACAGGGCCAUUAACAUUGCCCUGCAGCUUCAGGCCAGCAGCCAGGGGGCACUACAGCUAGCGGCCAACACGUCUACAGUGGAGCUGGUGGACGACCUGGAGCCUGAGGACCCGGACGAAGCAAGGGAACCCAUGACUCGCACCCGGAAUAACUCAGCUAUUCAUAUCAAAGUAUUCUACCCGGACCCACAGUGAACCCAAACACACGUGACAAAUGUUCCUCUGAUAUGGCUGUCUGCCUCCAUUAUCAUGCUGUCUGUUAUAUUAUGAUGACUGUGGCUUGUAUCACAACCGAUCAAUCCCACUGGCCAUACCAACCCUUUGUGGUGGAAAAAAACCUGUCAUCCGGACAUUGGGAUUAAUGGCUGCAUGUACACCUCUUCUGACCAAUCAGAUCCCGUCUUUCAAUAAUUCAUUCAAAGAUCAUAAUGAGGCUGCCUUGGUAAAUGCAGCCAAUGAGAAGAAUUUAUGAUCUGCGUGGAUUCCAAAACUGUUGGAUGCUCUUGCUCAGCUUUGUCAUCUUAUCAGUCAGAGUAGUGUAUUAGUUGUUGGAUUUCUUGCAGUCCUUUCUUAUCACUCACUGUUUGCAGCAGAGACUACACUAAGACUAGCAUGCAAUUUGAAAUUCACCUGUUCCACAUCUUGUGCUGUCAUGUUUCAUGGUCUGAAAAAUAUGUGGAUUUAUGAACCCCUUUAGGAGUUUAUUAAUUGGACUUGAAGAUUCUUGCAAAUUCUGAUUGUAUAUUCCAGUACAAUGCAAACUAGAAAAUCUUUCUGUCUUUCUUUUCUUUUUUUUCUUAUGUAUUUCUGUUUUUAGUACAUGUUAAAUAUUUAUGUGCCAUUUCCAAUUAAAUUUUUGUUUACAAAAGCACUAAUGUCAAGUUAGUGUUUGAAUAAACAGUAAGUGAUGCUUGUGA
Esox lucius (northern pike) is the source of this 1348-nucleotide messenger RNA. It is a transcript of the gene pop7, whose product is annotated as POP7 homolog, ribonuclease P/MRP subunit. Lineage: Eukaryota; Metazoa; Chordata; Actinopteri; Esociformes; Esocidae. Gene Ontology annotation, molecular function: nucleic acid binding. Gene Ontology annotation, biological process: tRNA 5'-leader removal. Gene Ontology annotation, cellular component: ribonuclease MRP complex; nucleus; nucleolar ribonuclease P complex. The record is from RefSeq and is a predicted model, not a curated record. Bases 159 to 626 code for a protein of 155 amino acids. The transcript has 2 exons.